Molecule: messenger RNA, 1167 nt
Organism: Fusarium vanettenii 77-13-4
Lineage: Eukaryota; Fungi; Ascomycota; Sordariomycetes; Hypocreales; Nectriaceae
Exons: 2
Coding region: 1-1167 (388 amino acids)
Source: RefSeq, a predicted model, not a curated record
AUGCCCUCAAAUCCCCACAUACCACCAUCCCAUUCAGCGUCCUUCAGCGGCCUCCGCGACUUACUAGGCAAACACAUCUCUGAGGGGGAUGAGGUUGGUGCCUCGAUCGUCGUCAAUAUAGACGGCGAGAAUGUAGUCGACAUCUGGGGCGGUUACUUUGACGAAAGUGGUACUCGCAGCUGGGAGAAAGACACGAUUGUCAACGUCUUCUCCAUCACCAAGACCAUCACCAGCCUUGCAGCGCUCAUUCUUAUUGAUAGAGGAAUCAUCAGCCCCUACGAAAAGGUGGCAACCUAUUGGCCUGAGUUUGCCGCGAAUGGGAAGCAAGAUAUUGAGAUCAGGCAUAUCAUCUCUCACACAUCAGGUGUUCCGGGUUGGGAGCAGCCAGUAACGCUGGAUGACCUGUGUAAUUUCGAUAAAGCAGUCUCCCUGCUGGCCUCCCAGCCGCCCUGGUGGACUCCAGGAACUGCUUCUGGCUAUCAUUCCUUCACCCACGGGUUCCUGAUCGGUCAGGUAAUUCGAAAGGUCACAGGGCGGACUCUGAAAGAUUUCAUUCGAGAUGAAAUUUCCAAGCCACUUGACGCUGAUUUCCAACUUGGGGUUGCCAACUCCGACUUGCACCGCGUCUCCGACCUUAUUCCCUGGGCAAUAGUCACGGAGAGCGACUCCAAUAGUAAUCUCGACUCCAAUGCUGCCCGGGUCAUGAGCAAUCCCAAAUUUAGCCCCGACAUGGCCAACACCACCACGUGGCGACAAGCUGAGCUAGGGGCGACAAACGGGCAUGGCAAUGCGCGAUCUAUUGCAAAGAUUCUCUCCACAAUUUCUCUCGGAGGUUGUGUCGACGGGAAACGCCUUCUGACGCCAGAAACAAUCGACUUGAUCUUUCAAGAGAUGUCGAGCGGAAUAGACCUGGUGACGAACAUGCCGGUGCGGUUUGGAAUCGGAUACGGGAUAACUGGUGAAGGAGUGGUCCCUAGUUGGCUACCUAAUGGAAGGAUAUGCUUCUGGAGCGGACUUGGGGGUUCGGUUGCCAUUAUGGAUUUGGACAGGAAGAUGACUAUUGUCUACGUCAUGAAUAAGUUGUACCCGGUGGGUUUGGGAUCUGACCUGACGAUUGAGUACGUGAAAGAGAUCUACAGGGCGGUUGGGAUGUCUGGUCCUAAGUAG